Molecule: messenger RNA, 648 nt
Organism: Acanthosepion pharaonis
Lineage: Eukaryota; Metazoa; Mollusca; Cephalopoda; Sepiida; Sepiidae
Source: the annotation of a GenBank genome assembly
AUGGACCAGUGGUUGUCCCAAUUUGAAGAAUGUUCCCAACUGGGACGUGAAAUUCAGGUAAAAAUCAAUGAACGAGAUAAGCAUUCAAGAACCAGUGUUCCUUAUACAAAAUUGUCUGCGCAGAUUCGUGCAUCCAUGAAGAAAUUUUCCAGUGACAUUGGUCUGUUGAAAACGAAUCUUCUUCGUCUUUCCACAGCUUAUCGCAUAACAGAGGGAGAAAUGGAACGGCGUCAAAUCUUGGUCAAUGAACUAAUCAGCAAGGAGAAGAAACUAAACCAGGAGUUUAACAAUGAAGGUGCUGGUGGAUCCAGACAAAACUUGAUGGGCCACACAUCAUCGAGCCUCCCUUCAGCGAUGUCUUCUAAUCCUUGGCUUGAUGAACCAGAAGAAUUUCGUGGACUUGCCAACCAAGACAUCCGCUCACAACAACAAAAUCUGAUUGAGCAACAAGAUGAGGGUUUGGAUGCUUUAUCAAAAGUAAUCUCACACCAGAAGCAGAUGGCUGUGGACAUUGGCCAUGAAGUAGAUGCCCAAAAUGAAAUAAUCGAUGACAUCGGGGAACAUAUGGAUCGAACAAAUGAACGACUCAUCAAAGAAAGAAGGCACAUCAAAAUUGUGGAUAAGAAGUCCACUACUUGCUGUAAGUAA